Molecule: messenger RNA, 7012 nt
Organism: Microtus ochrogaster (prairie vole)
Lineage: Eukaryota; Metazoa; Chordata; Mammalia; Rodentia; Cricetidae
Gene: Abhd2
Product: abhydrolase domain containing 2, acylglycerol lipase
Biological process (GO): sperm capacitation; acylglycerol catabolic process; medium-chain fatty acid biosynthetic process
Cellular component (GO): sperm flagellum; sperm plasma membrane
Molecular function (GO): monoacylglycerol lipase activity; acetylesterase activity
Source: RefSeq, a predicted model, not a curated record
GCGGGAGCUGCGCUGGCCAGGGGUUCCGGCUGUAUUUCUACGAGCGCAGCCGGCAGCAGCAGAGCUGCGGGAAUCGGACUCCGGGCUAGCUGCACCGCUGGAGUCAACGAGAGCAGCUUUUAGGUUAAUUUGAAUAUAAGAUCAGAUCUGACUGGCCUAAGUGUUCAACUCUUCAAGGAAUAUCCACAUUCUCCGUGAGAGGAAUAACAACAUAGAGCAAGAUGAAUGCCAUGCUGGAGACCCCCGAGCUCCCCGCCGUGUUUGACGGGGUGAAGCUGGCUGCCGUAGCUGCUGUUCUCUACGUCAUCGUACGGUGUUUGAACCUGAAGAGUCCCACUGCCCCUCCUGACCUCUACUUCCAGGACUCUGGGCUCUCACGCUUCCUGCUCAAAUCCUGUCCUCUUCUGACCAAAGAAUACAUCCCACCACUGAUCUGGGGGAAAAGCGGACAUAUCCAGACAGCCUUGUAUGGGAAGAUGGGAAGAGUGAGGUCACCACACCCUUACGGGCACCGCAAGUUCAUCACCAUGUCAGACGGAGCCACUUCUACAUUCGAUCUCUUCGAGCCCUUGGCGGAGCACUGUGUUGGAGAUGACGUCACCAUGGUCAUCUGUCCUGGAAUUGCCAAUCACAGCGAGAAGCAGUAUAUCCGAACCUUUGUUGACUAUGCCCAGAAAAAUGGCUACCGAUGCGCAGUGCUAAACCACCUGGGAGCCCUACCCAACAUUGAGCUGACCUCCCCACGCAUGUUCACCUAUGGCUGCACGUGGGAGUUUGGAGCCAUGGUGAACUACAUCAAGAAGACGUAUCCCCAGACCCAGCUGGUCGUCGUGGGCUUCAGCCUGGGCGGUAACAUCGUGUGCAAAUACCUGGGGGAGACGCAGGCAAACCAGGAGAAGGUUCUGUGCUGUGUCAGCGUGUGCCAGGGGUACAGUGCGCUGAGGGCCCAGGAGACCUUCAUGCAGUGGGACCAGUGCCGCCGAUUCUACAACUUCCUCAUGGCCGACAACAUGAAGAAGAUCAUCCUGUCUCACAGACAAGCUCUUUUUGGAGACCAUGUUAAGAAACCCCAGAGCCUGGAGGACACAGACUUGAGCCGGCUCUACACAGCAACAUCCCUGAUGCAGAUUGAUGACAAUGUGAUGAGAAAGUUCCACGGCUAUAACUCCCUGAAGGAAUACUAUGAGGAAGAAAGCUGCAUGAGAUACCUGCACAGGAUAUACGUGCCUCUGAUGCUGGUUAAUGCCGCUGACGACCCCUUGGUGCACGAAAGCCUUCUGACCAUUCCAAAGUCUCUCUCAGAGAAACGGGAGAACGUCAUGUUUGUGCUGCCUCUGCACGGGGGCCACCUGGGCUUCUUCGAGGGCUCCGUGCUGUUCCCUGAGCCACUGACGUGGAUGGAUAAGCUGGUGGUGGAGUAUGCCAACGCCAUUUGCCAGUGGGAAAGGAAUAAGUCCCAGUGCUCAGACACGGAGCAGAUGGAGGCUGAGUUCGAAUGAGGCCUCCGGACUCUGGCGUGCUCCUGCAGCCCUCCUCUGGAACCCGCGGCUGUUUCAGGUCUCCCAUCUCCCUCAGUGACCUGGAUCUGACCUCAUACCAUCAGUGGGGGGUCCCCCCAUCAUGCAACCUGUCUUAAGUAGGCGGUUCUUCCUGGGAGCUCCAGGCUAUUUUUGUGCUUAGUUACGGGUUUUCUCCGUUGCGUUGUUAGCCAUGGUGGCAAGCUACAAGAUUCUCACCCUUCUGUCCAGCUUCAGUAUCUGAUUGCUUUCACGCCAGUUGUAUCUAGUUUUCCUAUUAAGGACCGCAUCUGAGCUGCGGUUUUGCUUUGCCAAUCAAAAGGCCUCUCUUUGAGAACUGUGAAGGAUGUAAGUCACUUGGUGAUGGUUGUCUGUGCCCUCAUAGAGUCCUCAAUAAGAAGUCAGCAUCUCUGACCAAUGCUGAAGAAAGGACUUCGCUUUGGAAGUCUGAGAGCCUGGUGCCUCCUGGGCCUGAGUUUUGCCACUGAAACAAAAGAAAUUUCUUGAGUCUAAAGCCAGUUCCUUCUCACCGUCUUCCUGAGACACCUUCCUCCCGCCUUGCUGCUGCUGCUGCUGCUGCUGCUGCUGCUGCUGAGAGUUGCGUGGGGCACUUGUCUAAAAUUUCAGCCUCUCGGAUCCCUCCCCUCGGAGAGGCUGACUCAGUGGGUUUGGGGAGGAGGGGUCUGGGGAUUUUAAUUUUUGACAAGUGCCCCAGGGAAUUCUCAUCACCCAGCAAACUGAGGGAAACCCCAUACUGUAAUACAGCCCCUUUAAAUUAGGAACAUCUUGGUGGCUCAUUUAAUUGACAUUAAUAAGCCACAGUGUCUCUUUGCUCCCAGAGACCUCUGAAGCAGCACCGUCUGUUGUAUGACUCCCUUUGUGUGAUCUCAAUGCUGUGUCCCUAAAAGAGAGAGGACAUUUGGGUUGAGCCUUAGCUCUGCUUCUUCCCAGAUGUGUGACCCUGGAUAAAUCCCUUUGGACUUGAUUCUCUUCCCCUAUUAAAUGGGGAACUUGGACCAGAUAGAUUGCUGAGAUGACCACCCUUUCUAAAGUCCAGCGACAAACUCGGUAUACUGAGGUUUGAGUGAACCUCCCUCUUGGGGAGCCUGGGAGCAAAUGACAGGGCUUGCAAUCUUUCUCCUUUCCCCACUUCACAUAAAGAGAUUUAGAGUCUUAAUCACUCACUUGUGAUUUUGGGUUUUCAUCCCAGGUCCAUGUCACUCUGAGUUUUGAUACCAAACAACUCAAAAGUCGGAUCUGAGUUUGGAGACAUGGAUUUCCAGCUGAGAGGGCAGGGUAUUCUUUUGAAGUCAGCGUGUGAUUCAAUAGCCUCUGUGUGUUGUCUGUUGGGUGAGGCUUCCCAAGCUGUCUGCUCGAGUGGGUGCGUCACUCUGGGGCUCAAGUCCUCUUCUCCUAUCCUUGUGGCGCUUGAAUCCCUGAGAACCUUCACUUUGAAAAAUCCGCAGCUGCUCUCUGGAAUUAAAUGGACCUGUGAAUGAAUUGCCUGGAUACUGUUUAAAAAAAAAACAUAUAUUUUUUUUUUCUCUGCUUCAUCUUCUUUGGCUCCAGGACUGAAUGAAAUAGAGUAGUGGGUCUGUGUGGAUAUUUAUGGAGCCACCUGUACCCCCGAACGCCAGUCCUCAGGGCUGCAGGUGCAAUAGAGACUGUGACAGGAAUGUCUGUAUACUGCAGAGCUGCUCCCUGAAAAUCACUAGGUCACCCCGUAACGUCCUGAAUGGACAUUCUCCCGGAACACUGAGCUGGCUGAGGUCCCCAGUUUCCUUUGCUAUAAUCUCUUCACGCUCAACAAAUUCUGUCACCGUGUCCCACCAAUGGUUGUCAUUUUUCUGUUGCUUUUUUUUUUUUUAUGUUCCCUUGGCACAGAUUGGCACUUUAUCAUUCAUCCCUCAAUUUGGAAGCUAACUCUUCUCUGUCAGUUUUCUCUCCGCCCAACUGCAGCUGUUAGGGGACUCACAGAGUUCCUGCUGCUGCCUUUAUCCCUUAAGACUUGGAAAGAAAGCCAUAAGGGAAUAGAGUUGUCACCAUCCCUAGUAAGGGGCUCCCUCCAUUUGCCUGAGGUCAUCAGGACUCUUUCCAAGUCCUGACUGAGCAGUAGCUUGGGUACCACCUGCUUCAGAGAAAAGUCGCCCUGUUGUCACACCUAGGAGGAUGUGGGGGACUGUCCUGGAAGCCUGAUCUUUGCAGCAGGCCUGGAGGCCCACCAAAGAGAGGCAGAGCUGGGGCGCAGCCUUUGUUGCCACACCACUGGAAGUCCAGCCCCUAGGACUGGGGGAGGGGACUUGUGCCAGCUGCAGCCUCCGCAGUGUGCGGCUCUGAAUGGCACUGGCAUUCCAUUUUGCUUCUCGUGAAAUCAACUGGAGCUCUUUAUUCCAGCCCCGGGCCCUCGGGCACGGAAAUGAGAGCGUGGCCAUGGCCGUCUGACAGGAGAGUUCUUGUUGGCCCCUGAAUGAGAGCACAGAAGCAUGAAUGUGGAGGUGGCAGCUUGCCUAAUGAAUGAGGGGACAGCCCUUCAUGUAGGUCAGCCCCUCCCCUUCCUCUGCGCUCCCUUGCUUUCUUUCCAGAGUCAUCCACUUCUAAUGAUGAUGUGUUGCCCGCUGGCUCUCAAGGACUGACUUGAACCAAAGACUGAAGUUGUGGGGAACAUUUGAAUAUUCUGUCUUAAAAAUCAGGAAUGUAAGUGAUAGAGAACUAGACAAGUCUAUGGCAGAAAUCGCAUUAAAACCCAAGUGCGGAAGGUACCGCACUACCCUAGCUGUGAUCCCUCCCUCCCAAAUAAUUGGAAGACAUUGUCUUCAGUCAAAUUAGCUUGGAAAAAAAAUAAAUGAUCAAGACCGUGUAGUUAGCAGGGAGGUUCCCAGGCUUGAGAACCUGUUUUUACUGCGAUGACUUCGCAUCGUCCACCCCUGAGCAGAAGGGCGGCGGGAAGUUUGCCAUACCGUCCGUAUUCUUUUCAUUUCUGUGGCAUCUCACAGUUACGGGGACCUUAGGAGCUCCUGGGAUGUUCCCGAAGGGAGGUCUUCCUUUGUUUGCAUGGCAUUCCAUUACCAGGGUCAGGAGCCCUGUCUUCUCGUCCCCAGUGGCUCUGACUCAUGUUGCAUCAUCUCUAAAACUGCUUUGUCCACUUCCGGAUCAUUUGCUCAGUCGCUCCUAACCAUUGUCUGAAGCUGCGGGUAGAAACAGGUGACUCGUGACCCCUAGGCUCUUCUUGAGAGGACUUGGAGAGAAGGGGCGUGCCCAUUCAGCUUGUCCUAGUCAGGACCCUGGACAGAGUCCAAAGCCGUCUUAGGCAUUUUCCUCGCCAUUCUGAGGGUGGUCCUGUGACCGUGACAGGCGAGGGCCACCAGUCAUAAGGAAAGCACCUCCGGCCUUCAGUGUGACCAGGCAAAGCGUGGAUGGUUGCCAGAAGUCCUUCCUGUGCAGGCUGGUUCUGAACCCAGACUGCCCUCAGUGGAGCCUUCUGGGUAGCUGAGCUGAGAAGGCUGGCAUCCGGAUGAGAGCUCUCUUUGUAAGUGGCUGACUUGAGGUAGAGUUUGCCAGCUCUGGGGACACAAGCACAUGUGUUCUUGUUUGUGUUUGCCCCGGAAGCAGGUGCUGGAGAUGGGGGAGGCUUCUCUUUUCCCAUGGCCUUGAUUCUGACUUUGAGUGACAGUUUGGACAGAAGAAGAAAUUGGAAAAACAAACAAACAAAGUGGAGUUGGAAGGUCCUGCGUUUCUCUGUAGACAUACAGGAAAGUUGUUAGGGAGCAUGUCACUUCGGCGUCCUGUCACGGUCUCACCUGGAACUGUUUUCCUUACCCAGAAAGCCUUAACUUGCCUCUAGAAAAUCCCCUGGUAUGACAACACUGACUGAAGAAUUCAAACUCUUCUGCUUUGAAAGUUUGAAGCCAAGCCACAGUCAGCCAGAGAAUUUCCUCAGGUGGCCCGGAGGCUCCUGUAACGUCCCCCCCACCUCUCACCCCCACCAACACGAGCGGUCUGGAACCGCCCCUCCACCUGUCUUCUUUGCCUUACUCUUCUCAAAGCCACUUUGGAUCCCUCGGAUGCUCGGCAUUGAGAUGGCAAGCGGUUAGGGACCAGGCUUCUUCCACCUGGUAUCUAAGCAAAGGACAAUGUCCCCUCCUCAUAAACCAGGACUGUUUGUCCUGCACUGUAGCUACAGCUAAGGACACAGGAGCAGGCCUCUGCUGGCUAAGGAACCAGAACGGCACCCAGAGCAAAGGCUGUCCCCCCGGCCUGUCUCUGCUGCCCCCAGGUGCUUUGCCACAGCCCGGCAUCCUCUGGUCGUGGGCCUUAGAAGCAGGCCACACAGUCCGGCUUGCCAACAGUCCCCAGACACCCAGAACCUAGACCGCUGUCCCUUUUGGAAGAGUCCGUCCUCCAUGUUUUCCAACUGUGUUCCUAGCUUGUGUGUAGGUAGAGCUUUCACCGAUGCCUAAUACAGAAGUUGAAAUUAAUUUCUAAUUGGUAGAUUAAGUCUGACACCCUGAGUCUCGUGAAAGUUCUCAGCCUCUAACUAGACUCUUGUCAGCAAAAUCCAUAACCUUCUGUCUCCCCGUUCUGGUCCCCUUUAGCCAAGUAAUCUUCUAUUGCCAUAAACUGGGGACGGGCCACUUCUGACACCUGCAGAAGUACCCUCAGUCUAAGUGGGCAUUCUGCCCCCAGACCACACCCACAGAGCAGUCAACGUCACCUAAAACAAUUGCCAACCUCCUUGGUCCUCAAGGCCAAUCACUGCUCUCUCAGGCUGCUCCCAUGCAGGAACCCAGUUCCUGGCUAGAGGAGCUAGGCUCACUUUGAUCUCCAUUUUGGUCUCUUUAGUUUCCCUAAAGCACAAGUCGGUGUAGAAUCCUGUCACCUCCCCAUCCCCACACCCGUUCCAGGUGACCUGGGUCUCUCCCACAGCCUCAGGCAGACCUUCACUGUACCUGAGUCACUUUCCCCCCACUGCCGUGGCCUUAGUGACCCAGGGCUGGGGUGGGGGAGGAGGCCAGCUCGCCUCCCUCCAUUCCCCCUCCCCCCCCAAUUCCAACCAACCACAUUCUUGCGUUGGCAGAACUGCUUCCAGACUGAUUUUUGAGAACCAUCACUUUCACAUUCCUGAUUCUCACUCAUUUCGUUUUGUUCCCUUUGGGUUUUGCGGAACUCCAGAUGCUGCCCUGGAAAUACCGUAUUUUGGAGUCCGUGCUCUGAAAGCCCCUGCCUGUGCUGCUGCGUCUUUUGACUCCCCCAGCACCAGGCGUUUCGGACUUGCACUUAGCAAUGCAACUUUUUCUAAAUACUAGGAUAUUUACCUUUAUUAAGAAAUUAUACUAAGCGACGGCGUCCUUGAUUGUUUUAUGUUCUCGUGUUACUUUUGAUUCUCCUUUGAUUCCGUGUGGUGGUGAACAACAAAGAUCAUUACAAACAAAAACUGUAAUUUUGUUAUCUUUGAUUCAAUGGAAUUUCUUUACUUAAAAUAAAGAGUAAAAAGUGUA